Messenger RNA from Fusarium coffeatum, 540 nucleotides. RefSeq lists its product as uncharacterized. The coding region runs from base 1 to 540 and encodes 179 amino acids. NCBI's taxonomy places the organism in Eukaryota, Fungi, Ascomycota, Sordariomycetes, Hypocreales, Nectriaceae. The record is from RefSeq and is a predicted model, not a curated record. The transcript has a single exon.
AUGACUUCGUCACCCGCCCCCGGCGAUCCGCCAUCCAUCAAGCGUGAACGCGAAUCGUCCCCAUCGCCCGACAGCAUCAAGCGUCGCAAGCUCGAGCUGGCAGAGAAGCUCGCGACAAUGGAACCUGGCUUGCUGGAGGCUCGGUACAAAGUUGUUUAUCAGAACGCGGAUGAAAUGGCACUCAAUCGAGUCAAUACGGAAGAAAAUCUGGAAGACGCCAGACUGGCUCUCAAUUCUGCCAAAGAAACCGUGGACGCCGCAGAGAGAGCUCACGCUAAUGCAACUGAGAAGUUUCACGACGCGGACAACAGACUCGAGAAUUGGGACGAGGUGAAGAAACUUCGCCGUUGGAUGACCAGACAGAUUGAGGACAUGCGAGAUGUAAAAACGUGGGAGAUCGCCCUGAAUCGUGUGCAGCGUGCAUUCGAGGUUGCCCAACGUCGUGUGGAAUGCAUCGAAAAAGUCAUCGAUCGAACGCUUGAUAUCUUGGACGUCAAGGAUCUGGAGUUUGUGGUUGGAGACGAAGACUACCCUGUGUAG